GUGUCUUGGAUUCGCCACAGAGACACACAUAUCCUGACGGUGGGGUCCUUCACCUACACGAGCGACGAGAGGUUCUCCGCGCUACAUCGAGAGGGCACAAACGAGUGGACUCUACAGAUUAGACACCCGGCCGUGAGAGACUCCGGCUUAUACGAGUGUCAGGUCUCCACGAAGCCAACACGAGGGUACCUUAUAAGCCUGGCCGUAGUGGUCCCCCAGGCCAGUAUCCUCCACGCCCCGGAGAUCCACACAGACGAAGGCAGCGCUCUCAACCUCACCUGCGUGGUCUCCCCCAGCCCAAAAGCCCCCGAGUACAUCUUCUGGUACCACAGGGGAGAGGUAAUCAACUAUGAGAGUGAAGGAAGCGUGCGGGUCAGCGUGAGGCAGGAGGGUGACAGGUCCAUCUCCACUCUCCUGGUCACACGGGCAACGAUGGACCACUCCGGGGCAUACGAGUGCGCGCCAUCGAACACUCUGCCCGCUAACAUCACCGUGCAUGUGUUUAAAGCCGAGGAGCCCGCAGCGAUGCAUACCAGUCGGGGCUGCAUGGGUCUUCCUGCUGGCUCCCUACUGCCCCUCGCCCUCCUGCUGUCCUCCCUGCUGCUACGAGGGGAGUGGGUCACCUAGACACGCCCAGCAGCCCAAGGUUCGAGCCCCGCUGUUCCCCCGUUUCUGUGAGAGGUAACGCCGCAGCUGCUGUCUCAUCACGGCUCUCAUAAUCCUGCUGGUGCUGUGCGUGUGCUGUGUGUGUGCUGUGUGUGUAUUCCCAGCGCGUGGAGGCAGCGAGGUGAAGUGAAGAUGGUGGCGAUAGUGGUGGUGGUGGUGGUUUGAUUUGCUGUGUUGUGGGGAAUAGUUGUGGUGAAGGUGGUAUUGGUGAUUAUUAUACACUGGUGCCAGCGGUGGGAUAGCCUGGUGCGCCUAGGCUGGUGAAGGCGGCGAUGUGAAGUGAAGUGGCGGUUUGAUUUGCUGUGUUGUGGGGAAUCGUUGUGGUGGUGAAGGUGGUGGUGGUGGUGAUUACAAUACACUGGUGGCAGCGGUGGGAUAGACCCGCGAGCCUCGACUGGUGCAGAAACUGGUGGAAGCGGUGGUGAUUGUGGUGGUGGUGGUGGUUGUAGUGAUUACAAUACACUGGUGCCAGCGGUGGGAUACACUGGUGAGCCUCGACUAGUGAAGAAACUGAUGGAAGCGGUGGUGAUAGUGGUGGUGGUGGUGGUUUCAUAUGCUGUGUUGUAGGUUGUGGUGGUGGUGGUGGUUGUAGUGAUUGCAAUAAACUGGUGCCAGCGGUGGGAUAGACCAGUGAGCCUCGACAGGUGCAGAUAGACAGGUGGAAGCGGUAGUGAUAGACCCGUGAACCUAAAGUGGCCAUAUGACACUGGCUUGAACGGUUAGUGGUGAGGAGGAACUGGAGGGUGAGGUUGGUGGGAGUAUAUUGGUGAAAGCGAUGGUGAUGGAACGGUGAGGCUUAAAUGGUGAGGUCAUAAAGGUGGUGCCGGUGGGACUGAGCGGUCGGGAUAGUGGUUGAGGUAAAGUGGUGGGGAUUUACUGGCGAAACAAGUCGAGGAAUAAUGGAGCGGAUAUGGAGCGGCGUUACAAGGGCGGCAGUGGUCGAGGUGGUGGAGGUGAAAGCGUUAGGGUACAGGUGUGACGCUGCAGGGAGAGAGGACACGAUGGGUAAAAAGGCUUCUAGGGAUGUGUCGCCGGUGAACAUGGAAAGGCAGAGGUGCAGCGGUAGUGGCCGAGGUGGAAUGCAAAUACAGGGUUACAAUGCCAGCAGAAAAGAUAGAGAGAGAGAAAUACACUGGUGCAAGAGGUGGAAUGACUUUGAAGGCCGAGGAGGAAUACACUGGUGCCAGGAGUGGGAUUACAUUGGUGGCAGAGAACAAAUACACUGGUGGAAGGACUUGGAUUCCAUAGGCGGUGGAGGAAGUAAAUUGAUGCAAGCGGUGGAAUUACAUAGGUG
Messenger RNA from Eriocheir sinensis (Chinese mitten crab), 1960 nucleotides. Its product is annotated as zwei Ig domain protein zig-8-like. Gene Ontology annotation, biological process: synapse organization. Gene Ontology annotation, cellular component: neuron projection membrane. Lineage: Eukaryota; Metazoa; Arthropoda; Malacostraca; Decapoda; Varunidae. The record is from RefSeq and is a predicted model, not a curated record.